AAUCCAACUUGUCAAUAUUUGGUUGCAUUGUGUUAUUUUGAAGUUGGAAAAUUCCAGUCAGCAUUGGAGGUUUUAGAGCCAACGGAAACAACAACCGUCACGUUAAAAACAGAAGAACCACUCAGCGUCCCAGAAAUAGAUGAUACUAUGUCGUAAGUGGAAUGUUCACUACACUUACUCAAAGGAUACAUACAUGAAGCCAGUGACAAUAGGGCCUUAGCGGCGAAGAGUUUCCGAGCUGCCAUUCAAGCUGAUCCCUUAUGUUAUGAGGCAGUUCAUGCCUACCAGCACCACAUGCUGACAGUCAAAGAAGAAAAAGAGCUUCUGGCUUCACUACCUCUCUCUAAAGUAUGCAGUGAGCCUGAAAGUGCUGUGGUAACGGCUGUUUACGAAACUAGAGUGAAUAAAUACAGUUCGCCUAACCAACCUUUGCCAAAACCUGCUGAGCCCUUAGCAUUGAAUGCAGACUUCAUUACAGCACAGGCAGAAAAGUUAUAUUAUAACUGUAAUUUUGCACAAUGUCAUCGGUUAACACAGGAAGUUUUGAAAAAAGACCCAUAUCACACUGGCUGUUUACCUAUACACAUAUCAUGCUUGGUAGAACUGAAACAAUCAAAUAAUUUAUUCUUAUUAGCACACAAGUUGGUUGAUCUGUAUCCUGAAAGUGCCCUUGCUUGGUUUGCUGUUGGAUGUUAUUAUUAUUUGAUAGGUAAGAAUGAACAGGCACGUAGGUACCUGAGUAAAGCAACGGCAUUAGACAGAGUUUUUGGGCCGGCUUGGAUAGCAUAUGGUCAUUCAUUUGCAGCUGAAAACGAGCAUGAUCAGGCCAUGGCAGCAUACUUCAAAGCAGCGCAACUCAUGAGGGGUUGUCAUUUACCACAGCUCUAUUUAGGAAUGGAAUAUGGCCUCACAAACAACCCCAAGUUUGCUGAAAAGUUUUUCAAGGAGGCUUUAGAUAUUGCACCAGAAGAUCCUUUUGUGUUACAUGAACUUGGAGUUGUGGCUUUCAGUAAUCAAGAAUAUGAAUCAGCUGAAGAGUAUAUGCGGCGAGCAGUAACCUUGGUUGAAGAAAGUGGGGUGGUUGUUGUACCAGAAAAAUGGGCAGUGUUACUGAAUAACUUAGCUCACGCAUGUCGCAAAUUGCAAAAAUAUGAAGAAGCACUUCACUUUCAUCAGCAGGCAUUGUGGCUGUGUCCAGGUGUCUCAUCAACAUACUCUGCUUUGGGCUUAGUGCAGUCAUUGCUGGGGGACUAUGAGGCAGCUGUUGUGUCACUUCACAAAGCACUCUCUCUCCACAGAGAUGACACUACAGCAACAAAUUUACUUUCUAAAGUUAUGGAACAACUCAUGUCUCAAGCUCCAGCUUUUCAAGGUGAUGACAAUUUGCCAUCUCUAGAUCUUCCCUCAGAACUUGUGGGUACUGAAACUAACACAAGUGACCUUACAAGCGAUAUCACUCCUGCAUCAGCUGAUGAUCCCCUAAGUGAUACUAAUCUUUUAGGUUCCAGUAUAGGUCAGCCAGUAAUGCAUUCAUCCGACAUAGACAACACCUCCCUGACCCCAAGUCAGUCUUCUGCUCUCAUCAUCGAAGAUAUGGUCAUGGAUGACCAGAGUCCAUAAGCAUUUUUGUGCAGUUGUAAUUUAAAUACUUGAUAAUAAAGUUAAGGAGAGAUUCAACAUUUUUUCAGAUGCACUAUUGGGCAUUGCAAGGCUAAGUAAAAUAACGUCCACAGGUAUUCUUCAAAAUACUUGGGGAGGGUACCUUAGUCUUUGACCACUCUCGAAAGCUAUAUCUAAAACAUCGUAAAGAAAACAAAGUAUGUAGGUAUGACUGAUAAAUUUUUAUAACUACUUUUUUGCAA
Macrobrachium nipponense is the source of this 1862-nucleotide messenger RNA. RefSeq names its product cell division cycle protein 16 homolog (gene Cdc16). Gene Ontology annotation, molecular function: protein binding. The record is from RefSeq and is a predicted model, not a curated record. Gene Ontology annotation, biological process: protein ubiquitination; anaphase-promoting complex-dependent catabolic process; cell division. Gene Ontology annotation, cellular component: cytoplasm; anaphase-promoting complex. NCBI's taxonomy places the organism in Eukaryota, Metazoa, Arthropoda, Malacostraca, Decapoda, Palaemonidae.